CUGUUUCAAUAUGGUGGAUCAGCUGGUAGGAAUUAUUGAACUACAAGUUAAUUAAUUUGAAAAUUAGCCAUGAUUGUUAGAAAAUGGGUUCUAUUGCUUCAGUAUUACAGUGGCACUGUGAGAAGUGCACUUUAAUUAACCCAACCGAACAAAUUAAGUGCAUAAGAUGUGGAACUGUGCGAGAAUUCAAACCACCUAGAAAACCUGGACUUAGGGGUAGAAGUGCUAGUUUCAAUGAACGUCCCCUGAAAUAUUCUACAUUCACUGUUUCAUCAAUCAAGAGGGAUGAAUCAAGAAGUGAGCUGAGUAGUUCGAAUCAAACUUCCAACCCUGAGAAAGAACCAGUUGACAAUUGCUUAGCACAAAGUGCCAGGAGAUGUCAGGUGAAGGCCGCUACGUGGCACGCAGGGGACAGUGGCCGAGGAGAAGGUGUCGUCCGCUCCACCAGUCUACCUAACCUCAUGUCUCACUGGGACUGUAGUGUGUGCGGCCUCACCAACACCAGCGUCAGUGAUCGUUGUGCCGCAUGUGGAAUGGCCACCAACACCACGGUGCGUUCCCCCAAACGACAGAGCCCAUCCGUCUACGAGAAGGUCCGCUCCAAAGUCAGCAGGUCUUUGUCCAACAACGGUGUAGUUCAGCGUCGACGCCCCAGCAGUCUGGUGGUGGAGUCCAACAGUCUCACGUGGAACGUCAACAACAUCGGUGACAAGAACUCCUGGUCGUGUUUGCGAUGUACUCUGGUCAAUCUGAACAGUGUGGAAAGGUGUGCCGUGUGUGAGAUGCCUCGGAAAGCUAACAUUCCCAGUAGUUAUAGUACUUUGCCCAAAUCUGGGGUCGUAAUCACGAUUCCAGACUGGAGAAGUUCCGUUGGCGCUCACAGAAAUUUGCUUGCGACUCCAGCUAAGGAAGUCGCUAUUUCGGUGCAACAAACUGAUUCUAGUCUCGCUACUAGUUUAUGGACUAAACCUAUAUAUCGUAGAUCUUUUUCGGAGGUCUUGCCCUCCGAUCCGCCUUUAGAUAAUAAGAUUAACAGAAGAAGUUUAGUCGAAACGGAUGCUCAAGGUAAUUUGCAACAGACGGUGCCGCGACAAGCUAAUAAUUUAAAUUUGAAACUGACUCCAAUCAACAGAUCUCCUAGCACAACUAGAUACUCGUACAUAGGAAUUUCGGAACCCGGUGUUCAGCAUUUACGGAGUCCACAAGGGACUGUGGCGGCCAAAAGAGUUUCUACGGGAUCCGUGGUUAUAGAUCUGGUGGAUAAGAAAAAUUCCCUUACUGAAAGCACAAGCGCUAAAAACUUUGAGAGAAUGUGGACUUGCAUAAAAUGUUCUUACGCUUACAAUCCUAUUUGGUCUGAAGCUUGUGAUAUUUGUAACUCCGUAAGAAGCCCGCCGAGUCUAACGGAACCCAGCCUCAUCACAGUUACCAAAGACAGUGUACGAUACACGCCUCCUAAAGAAGAAGGAUUGGAAAAUGGGCCAGAUAACCAUCUUCAACAAGACUUAGAAGAUGACUUUCAAUUUCUACCCGGUGAUAACGCGGAAGAUUGGACCUGUAAAAAGUGCACUCUAGUCAAUUCCGGCAGCGAAAUGGCUUGUGUCGUUUGUGGAGGGUCGAAGCUCAGAAGUAUAUCGUUAGUACGUGACAUGACCCUACGCAAAGGCGAGUUCUGGACCUGUCCGCAAUGCACAUUGAAGAAUCCUCUCAGCUCCCAGCAUUGUCAAGUGUGCAAAACGGCCAACAAGCCGCAAAGAUUGCUCGAAGUGCCUACAUCUAAAGUUCCCAGAAGUCCUUCUCCGAGACACGGGCAGAAGAAGUUGGCCGGUGCCAAUCCAGCUCUGGGUGCCAUACCCAAACAGAGACAAACACGCAAGAACAGCUCCCACAGAAGCAGCGCUCACGUGCGACACAGCAGAUCAGGAGUUAUCGGGAGUUACAGCAACGGCCCUGUUACCAACGAACUCUCUGUAAUCCCAGCCCAAGUAGGCGCUCGCAGUCCCUCCACAUCGUGGCAUUGUGUUCACUGCACAUUUGAGAACCACACAGCGUCCGUGGCAUGUGAGAUGUGUCAGACGUCGCGGAGUGUCUCUUCAUCAGCGUCGCCAGUCGCCCCUGGGACCCCAGUGUCGUCUCCUGCGCCCCUUGACGUGCCCCCUAGAGUGCAGACUAUGAGACAAGAGAGUGAACUGAUGGAGGAUCUGCGUCAUAUAGAGGAGCGAGAGGCAUUGGAGAAAUGGAAGAGGAUCGUGCAGUUCUGCAAAGAGAACAACGAGCCGUUUGUAGACGACUCGUUCCCUCCAGCGCCCAAGUCUCUGUACUACAACCCCGGGGACAGCAAAGACCAGAACCACGUGGUGCAGUGGUUACGACCUCACCAGAUCAACACGGAAGGCGACUCUAAACUGAAGUGGGCCAUCUUUCGCACACCACUGCCAUCAGACAUCUCACAAGGUGUUCUCGGCAACUGCUGGCUUCUUAGUGCGCUAGCUGUGCUGGCAGAAAGAGAAGACCUUGUCAAGAAAGUGAUGGUGAUGAGGGACUAUUGUCACCAAGGGGCGUACCAAGUACGACUGUGCAAGGACGGAGUGUGGACCACGGUGUUGGUGGAUGAUCUGCUACCUUGUGACAAGAGAGGACAUCUCGUGUACUCUCAGGCCAAAAGGAAGCAGUUAUGGGUGCCUUUAAUAGAGAAAGCUGUUGCCAAAAUACAUGGUUGUUAUGAAGCGCUGGUCUCCGGAAGAGCUAUUGAAGGCUUGGCCACGUUGACAGGUGCCCCGUGUGAAAGUGUGCCACUACAGCCGAGCUCACUGCCAUCAGAAGAUGAGCUUGACAAGGACCUGAUCUGGGCCCAACUGUUGAGCUCCAGACUGGCCAGGUUCCUGAUGGGGGCUUCGUGUGGCGGGGGCAACAUGAAGGUGGACGAAGAUGAGUAUCAGCGGCGGGGACUGCGACCCAGGCAUGCCUACUCGGUGUUGGACGUGAGAGAUCUGAACGGCAUCAGAUUGGUAAGACUGAGGAACCCCUGGGGACACUACAGCUGGCGAGGAGACUGGUCGGACGACUCCGACAUAUGGACGCCUCAGCUGAGAGAACUGCUCAUGCCCCACGGUGCGUCUGACGGGGUCUUCUGGAUAUCGUUCGAGGACGUGCUCAAGUACUUUGACUGUAUAGACAUCUGCAAGGUGCGAUGGUCAGGCUGGAACGAGGUGAGGCUACGAGGUACGCUGCCUCCCCUCGCCUCUCUAGAACAUCUGUCCUGUGUGCUACUGACGGUGCUGGAGCCCACUGAGGCAGAGUUCACACUCUUUCAGGAGGGACAGAGGAACAGUGAGAAGUCGCAAAGGUCGCAGCUGGACCUGUGUGUAGUGGUGUUCCGCACAAGGUCCCCGGCCAGUCCCGAGGUAGGACGUCUCGUCGAGCACAGCAAACGACAAGUAAGAGGCUUCGUCGGGUGUCACAAGAUGCUGGAGAGGGAUCUGUACAUCCUCGUCUGUCUAGCCUUCAACCACUGGCAUACUGGUAUAGAGGACCCAGCCAACUAUCCUCAGUAUGUGUUGGCCAUCCACAGCUCCAAGAGACUGCUAGUGGAGCAGGUGUCUCCGCCCGCCUUCAUGUUAGCUGAUGCUAUCAUCAGUCUCACACUGGCUAAGGGUCAGCGGCAUGAGGGCAGAGAAGGCAUGACGGCCUACUACUUGACUAAGGGUUGGGCUGGGUUGGUGGUCAUGGUGGAGAAUAGACACGAGAACAAGUGGAUCCAUGUGAAAUGUGACUGUCAGGAGAGUUACAAUGUGGUGUCCACCAGGGGACAGUUGAGGACGGUCGACUCUGUACCUCCCUUGCACAGGCAAGUGAUCAUAGUGCUGACUCAACUAGAGGGCAGCGGGGGCUUCUCCAUAGCUCAUCGACUGACACACAGGCUAGCCAACAGCGGGGGACUGCAUGACUGGGGGCCCCCCGGCAGCUCACAUUGCCCCGUCAUAGACAGACAGGUGGAGGGCCUACACUCACCCCGCCUCAUCACGUAACACUGGUCGCCUGUUUGAGCCACACCGGUGCCCAACUAUCAUGUGAUAUGUAAAUACAUCUUUUGUCGUAUUUUAACAGUUUUGUAAGUCAAGUUGUGCCCCACUAUAGCUAGCGACUCCGCACAACCCAAUGGACGUUGGAAACGUACACCGCUGCUGCUCCGGUUUGUCACAGUUAGGAUCUUCACACUCGUCUGUCCCAGAAAUUUGAGCACAAGUUUUACAAGGGUUGGAUAAUAAUUUUUGAUAUUUCACAUCAAAUUUGUAGGACAGUUUGUUAUUUUUAACUUUGGUUUAGUAGCCUUCGGAUUAUCGAUAAAUAAUAAAAAUGGAGUAUGAAUCGGUGUCACCAUCUUGCUGUCUUCUGUGGCAAUCUUCAAUUCUUUUGAAUAUGGUCUUCAACAGGAGAUGAUUAUAAUAUGCAAAAUGUCUAACACAGCCCCACACGUAACACCAAUGGCACCAAUUUAGCACCGAAACUAGUUUAAUUUAAUGGAUUGCCCCAAACAGGGUCUUUUUCUCUCUAGGAUGUAGCACAGAAUUCUUUCCACAUUACUUAAAGCUAGAGACGGCUGCGGCAUUAUCACCGAAAUAAAAUCAAUUGGUGAUUGGUGGGAACCCAGAACCUCCAGGAAUGGAAGCCCUUGCAGUUUACCAUAAUGCCAGCUCCCUCCUCAAAGCAUAUUUCUUAUUUUUUAUCCUAGGACGCUAGACACGAGCCCAGAAUUGUUUUUCACAUUACUUUAGCUAGACCUAGGGGUUGCGGCAUUAUCACAUGGAUAAAAUCCAUUAGUGAUUUG
Messenger RNA from Macrosteles quadrilineatus (aster leafhopper), 4828 nucleotides. RefSeq names its product calpain-D-like. NCBI's taxonomy places the organism in Eukaryota, Metazoa, Arthropoda, Insecta, Hemiptera, Cicadellidae. The coding region runs from base 84 to 4028 and encodes 1314 amino acids. The transcript is spliced from 13 exons. Gene Ontology annotation, cellular component: cytoplasm. Gene Ontology annotation, biological process: proteolysis. Gene Ontology annotation, molecular function: calcium-dependent cysteine-type endopeptidase activity. The record is from RefSeq and is a predicted model, not a curated record.